Molecule: messenger RNA, 4933 nt
Organism: Siniperca chuatsi (mandarin fish)
Lineage: Eukaryota; Metazoa; Chordata; Actinopteri; Centrarchiformes; Sinipercidae
Product: single-minded homolog 1-like
Exons: 12
Coding region: 508-2793 (761 amino acids)
Biological process (GO): regulation of transcription by RNA polymerase II
Molecular function (GO): RNA polymerase II transcription regulatory region sequence-specific DNA binding; protein dimerization activity; DNA-binding transcription factor activity, RNA polymerase II-specific
Source: RefSeq, a predicted model, not a curated record
UCCAGAGAGGGACAUUGAGAUAGUUGAGGAGAGGAGGCUUGUUGGGCACGUCCUUAUAAUUUGGAGAGGUGUAUGCAGCGCACGGUCCGUUCGCCUUUCCAGGUGGAAAUCCAGGAGGCGCUGAGACCAAACUUAACUGGGACGACUGGUGAACCCGGUUCAGGACAGGUGAAAUUCCCAGCAGGCUGCCGGUAAGGCCACAGGAUCGAUUCAGAUGUAGGAAAAUACAACGUGUCUCAGCGCGGGUCAUGGAUGAAAUCCCGCGGCAGCACCGAGGAGGUUUAACUACAACCAGUUGAAGUAUCACUGAUCGCCAUCAGGAGUAACAGGGAUAUUCACACAUUUUGUUUGGGAUUCAACUGUUUAUAUUAAAACUGCAGCUUUCUUUUAGUUGAUAGAAAAAAAAUCUGCAAUGAAAAGGAGGCUAAGCGGAGAGGAAUCAGUCAAGCUGCUGAUUUGAAUGACCACCGUCUCAGACAAGGAAGGAUACAGUGAAAAGGCGCCGAAAUGAAGGAGAAAUCUAAAACGGCCGCAAGGACUAGACGGGAAAAGGAGAACAGUGAAUUUUAUGAACUGGCCAAAAUGUUGCCUUUACCAUCGGCCAUCACCUCUCAGCUGGACAAAGCCUCCAUAAUAAGACUGACAACAAGUUACCUGAAGAUGAGAAUUGUUUUCCCUCAGGGUUUGGGUGAGGCUUGGGGUCAUGCAAGUCGAACAAGGUCUUUGGACAAUGUUGGACGAGAGCUGGGAUCUCAUUUACUGCAGACGUUGGACGGUUUCAUCUUUGUUGUGGCUCCAGAUGGGAAGAUAAUGUACAUUUCAGAGACGGCGUCGGUCCAUUUAGGACUGUCUCAGGUAGAGUUGACUGGGAACAGUAUUUAUGAAUAUGUCCAUCCAGCCGACCACGACGAGAUGACAGCUGUCCUGACUCCACAUCAGCCCUAUCACUCGCAUUUCGUCCAAGAAUAUGAAAUGGAGCGCUCUUUCUUUUUGCGGAUGAAAUGUGUGCUGGCAAAAAGAAACGCAGGCCUUACCAGCGGUGGAUACAAGGUGAUCCACUGCAGUGGCUACCUGAAGAUCCGUCAGUACAGUUUAGACAUGUCACCUUUUGAGGGCUGCUACCAGAACGUGGGUUUGGUGGCUGUGGGCCACUCUCUGCCGCCGAGCGCUGUGACUGAGAUCAAACUGCACAGUAACAUGUUUAUGUUCAGAGCCAGUUUGGACAUGAAGCUCAUCUUCCUGGACUCCAGGGUGGCAGAGCUGACAGGUUAUGAGCCCCAGGACCUGAUAGAGAAAACCUUGUACCAUCACGUCCACAGCUGUGACAUCUUCCACCUCCGCUGUGCACACCACCUCUUGCUGGUAAAAGGCCAAGUCACUACUAAGUAUUAUCGUUUCCUGGCGAAGCACGGCGGCUGGGUCUGGGUCCAGAGUUACGCCACAAUCGUCCACAAUAGCCGGUCCUCAAGACCCCACUGCAUAGUCAGCGUCAACUAUGUCCUCACGGAUACUGAGUAUAAGGGAAUGCAGCUGUCCUUGGACCAAAUGAGCCCCACCAAGCCAGCCUUCCCCUACGCUGACAGUCACAGUGAAGACAGGAAGAGCACCAAGUCACGUCCGACCCAGGCGAAGGCCAAAGCCAGAGUGUCACCCUACCCACAGCAAUUUUCAGCUUUCAAUCCAGAGCGCUCAGAGUCAGACCAAGACAGCCAAUGGGGAGGGAGUCCGCUGACUGACUCUGCAUCUCCUCAGCUGUUAGAUCCCAGUGAGGCUGCGGAGGCAUCUUGUGCCUAUCGACUGUAUCCAGACUCAGGUUCCCUGUGCUACGGCCUGGGUCUAUCAGAAGACGAUCUCGCCCAUGCCCAAACACAUCCUCACACCACCACUUGUGACCGCGUGCGAUGCCAGAGCGGCCGCUACUUCCUAGGAACCCCCCAGUCGGGAAGAGAGGCGUGGUGGGAUGCCACUCGCUCUGUGCUCUCGCUGCCGAAAUCGUCCGUGGAGAACAGCGAGGGCUACGAAAUCACAUCCUACCAUGGAGCCAUUCACGGACGGGGCCACUGGGAUGAAGACAGUGUAGUGAGUUCACCUGAUGGAGGCGGGUCCACCAGUGAUUCAGGUGAACGUUACCAUGGUGAACACUUCCGGGCAACCCCUCGGGAGCCUAGCAAGAUGGAGACCCUGAUCCGAGCUACGCAGCAGAUGAUCAAAGAGGAAGAGAGCCGUCUGCAGCAACACAAGGCGCCGCUGGACGUUUCAGGCCUCGCCAAAGCUCACAGCCCGUGCUUCACCUCCUCACUAUCCCAUCACUCCCAGCUCACCAUGCCCAGCGUGGUGUGCCGUGGCCCCGGAGUACCCAGCAUCGACCUCCCCUCUGAACGCCUCCAUCACCGGGACGGCAUCAAAGUGCUCGGUCCACAUGACAAUGACGAAAACACAACCAGUCCGGCAUCUCUGUCUCGCCUCAGCAGCCCCAGCUCUGAUGGGAUCCCCAGGUCGGGUCUCUCCAUCACCAAAGACUAUAUGCAGACGGAUCUGUCCCCCCACCCUCCACAGCCCCAGGGGAGCCCGCUGCUCUAUCCAGCCCAGGAGAGGCAGCCACUGGACAGGCAAGCGGCCUAUGCUUUGACUGGGUACUCCCUGGAGCACCUGUAUGACCCGGAGAACCUGCGGAGUUACUCGGGCCUGGCCUGUGGAGGAGUCCAGUAUGAUGUGGCAUCCCAUGUGAGGAUGCAGGCCGAGCAGAUGCAGGGACACAAGGCCACCUCAGUUAUCAUAACCAAUGGGAGCUGACGAUAUCUGGUGCAGAUAGGUCCUGUUCUCUAGAUGAGGAUCUUACAGUAAAGUGGUGCUUUAUGCACAUGCAAACACUGACCAGGUGCUUGAUACAAACGGCAGGACAAUAAAAAAAGAAUACAAGGUACCUGCACUGGGUUGAUGUGCCCUUGGUGACUCAUUCAGCACAAUUUGUGUUUGUUAGCCUUUGUAUCAUACCCUUCUCUUUUCUUUAUCAUUGGAGGAUGAUAUGAACUGACGUUUGGUGUGCCACUUCACAGGGAAAAAUUUUGCUCCAUUACAUAGGAAUAUAGUGUUAUUUUAAUGGUGGUGAUCUGAAUUUUCCUCCCUGCAAAGGCUACCUAAGAUUUGAGUCUGGUUAAACAUCAAGCCAAUGUUUCUGUUCCAAAUGUCUCACGCACCAUUGGCCACGUGAGUUAAUCUGUCCUGGACGCGAUUUCCAAAGGCAGUAAGAAAACGUGUUGUUCCAUUGCCCCUUCACCUGAAAACUCCAACGCACAGAGCAUAAUGUUUGACACAUGAAGUGCAACAUGGGAAAGGCAAGCGUUUCACUAUUGUAAGAUGUCAAUGUUUCCUGGUAUUUAUUUGUCAGUGGGCUGUUUUCUGUAUGUGUCUUUUUUUUCUGUCCGAGUAGAAUCUUUACUGGUUGAAUAAAAUUAGUUUUGGUGUUUGGAUUACACCAACAUUAGCUUAAAAAAUAAUUAAGUGGAAAAACAGAAAGAAAAAAAUGCUUCUGAUAUGUAGAAGUGUAAAAUAUGCAGGUCAACUUGAAACUGUUUUAAUGUAUAUGUGAAUGCCCUCACUUAGAGUGCAAAGAGAGAUUACAAAACCAACACAUUUGCAAUCUCCCCAUGUCCUCUAAAUAUAGGCAUUUUAUAUAUCGACUUACAGUUGUGGCUUGUUUACAUAUCAGAGUAUCAUUUUUCCUGUUUUUACCUCACUUAACCGUUACCCAACUAAUUAGCAUAUGUAGAGUAUGCUUUUAAAUCCUUAAAUCCUGCUGCACAUGCAACUGUUCUCAAAGAAAACCAUUUGUUUUUCUUUUUUUGUCAUGACAGCCUGAAGGGUUAAAAUAAUUGAUACAAACUUAUCUAAAAAUAUGUUGAAUGUCUUCUGUUUCUUGUUUAAUUUAUGAUGUAUAUAUCAUCACACAAUGAACUUUUGGAUAAGAAGUGACAAGAUUAUUUAUUAAUUGGUUUAAAAAAAGUCUCUUAAAUCUGAAUACAGUUGUAAACAAAUAACUUUUGUCUCUGUUGAUUUUUGUUAUACAAUUGUUAUCUGUCAAAGCUGCUUUGAAUGAAUACAAACACAUAAGCUGCUGCCUCAGAAAAACUCCAUAACUGUAAUUUUAGACAUACUGUAGAUUUGCGUAGUUGUUGUAAAUCCACCAUUAACAAUCAGGACUGCUUUGUACAACACAUUUUCAGAUGUAUAGAUAUAAAUAUACAAAUAGAUACUAAGUUAAUUAGUUAGUUUUUAUUUCUGUGCAGUGCCAAACAUAUGCCCCAUCCAACACAGGAUCACAAGACACUUAGAUAUUUAUCAAACAUCAAAAAAUAUAACAUGAUAUAUAGAUAUAGAUGAAAAAAUAUGAAUAUAGAGCAUAUCUUUAAAGUUGAUGGCCAUGUAUUUUUAUGUGAGUUUCAUCUUCAUUUAUUUUGUAAAACACUAGAAAAGGGAAAACCUUAAAGAAUAGGUGUGUUUCUAUGAGAAACCCUGUGAAAAGACCAAAACCAACAUUGCAAAGAUGUAAAUCUAUAAAAAUGGGUCACAAAAAUAUUGUUUCAUUUUUGAAAAGAGGUACAUACUUUCCUAAAACAGCUGGGCACUGUGGUUUCAGCAAACUUUACUCGACUAGGAGUACGUAGUGUAUUUGCUGGGGACUAUUACCAGUUUUAGUAUUUAUGGCAGCAGGAUGGUGUAUUUUUGGAUUGACUCAAACUACAGUGCCAGUGUCACCCAGUGCAAUGACGUGGCUAAUUUUUAAUAGCUUUUGGACAACAAUGGAGGUUUAUGGCACAGAGAAAUAAGCUAUAUGAGGCUUUUGAUACACAGACAGUAGUUGGUAGUAGGACCAAUUCGUUGUUGAUUUGGUAUUUUCAUGGGAUUUGUUGACAACAUUAAAAAUAUAGAAUAC